UGAUUCGGCAAAUGGAAACAAAAUCUUGAAAAUAACAUUACUACUUAUUGUUUUAUGACUUUCCACUUCAAGGCCUAUAAACUUCCACUUUAUGGCUUUUUGUACCUUUUUGUUUGAUUUAUAACUCAUUUCCAAAUUAGGAUAAAAUAUUAUCAGUGCCAAAGUGUUAGUGAGGAAUUGAAUUAUUUGAUGCUUUUAAUUUUUGAAUAAUUUCAGUAUCUUCGAGUUAAUCUCUUUUCCAAGAUGAGUGUGCAAGCUUUUGAAGAUCUCAUUCGGGGUCCCUUAACAACUUUUGUUCAACUAUCCAAAAAAAUUGGUGGUGAUGUAUCAGCUCAGGCUGACCUUGUACAAAGUGCUUUCCAGGCAGAAUUUCAAUUUAUCAAAUAUGCCAGUGAACAUAGUACUCCAAGUAAUGAUGAAAAGCAAAAACUCCUACAGCCAACUAGUUCAAAAAUUCAAGAAAUUCAAACUUUAAGAGAGAGAAGUCGUGGCUCUCCUUACUUUAACCAUUUAAGUGCAAUCAGUGAAAGUAUACCUGCAUUAGGAUGGGUAGCUGUGGCACCUGCUCCUGCACCAUAUGUUAAAGAAAGCAAUGAUACUGGUCAAUUUUACACUAACCGUGUGCUAAAAGAUUGGAAAGAAAAAGAUAAGACUCAUGUUGAAUGGGCUAAGACUUGGGUUCAACUUUUAACUGAUUUACAAGCUUAUGUGAAACAAUAUCAUACUACAGGACUAGUUUGGAGUAAAACAGGAUCAGGGCUAGCUGGUGGUCCUCCUCCUCCCCCUCCUGUCGGUUUACCACCAAUGGAUGAUUUGUGUUUAGCACCCACUGAUCCUAGUGAAACAAGCCGCUCAGCAUUAUUUGCAGAAAUAAAUCGUGGAGCUGAUAUUACUAAAGGUUUAAAAAAAGUAUCUCCUGAUAUGCAAACUCAUAAAAACCCUAAUAUGCGAAUCAGUGGUCCAGCUCCUGCAGUAAUUGGUAGUUCAUCAUCAUCUACUACACCUAAACUAGUUGCAGAAAAACCUCCUGUUUUUGCUCGUGAUGGAAAGAAAUGGUUAAUCGAAAAUCAGAAAAAUAAUACUAACCUUGUAGUUGAUGGUGCCGAGAUGAACAAUGUUGUAUACAUAUUUAAAUGUAUUAACUCUACUAUCACAGUGAAAAACAAAAUAAACUCUAUUGUUAUGGAUUCUUGUAAAAAAUCUUCUAUAGUGUUUGACUCUCUUGUGUCUUCAGCUGAAUUCAUUAAUUGUCAAUCAGUACAAAUGCAAGUAAUAAAUAAAGUACCAACAAUCACAGUCGAUAAGUCAGAUGGCUGUCAAAUAUACUUAAGUAAGGAUUCAUUAAGUGCUGAAAUAGUAACGUCAAAGUCAUCAGAAGUGAAUGUUAUGGUUCCUAAAGCAGAUGGUGAUUACUCUGAAUAUCCUAUACCUGAACAAUUUAAAACAACUAUUGGACCCAAAGGUCUAAAUACUAUUAUUGUUGAAGCUACUGGUUAACAUACUAUUUACUCAAAUAUUAAAUACAUAUAUAUUGAUUUAUUUAUUCAAUUGAUAAAUCUUAAGAAUUUAAAUAUUACUAAAAUUUCAAGCUAAAUAUGUUUUCAUUAUUUUUAGACUAGCUUUAUUUGAUGCAGUUUUUUAAGUUAUCAAACUAUGUUUUAAUAACAUUUUUAAUACAUUUUAAUUAAAUGUUUAAUAUUUUAUUAUUAAUUCUUGGUUGAUUAUUUUUAUAUCUAUCUCAAAAAAAUCUGCUCAUAAUAAAUGUAGUAAUAUUUAAAUAUCAUGUGUAGUUUUUAUACCAAAUUUUUUUUUACUAAAAUGUAUGUUUGGAAAUUAAUUUAUUUCUUUAAUAUAUUUUGAUUAUAUUUGUGAUUAUUCAUUAAUAACAUUUUUUUAUCAUUGGAAUAUUUUUAGUAAUUAUACUAAAAAAAGGUUUUACAGGAAACUUAAAAUAUUUAUUUAUUUAUUUUUUAACAUGAAAUAUAUUAACAUUUAUUUAAU
Molecule: messenger RNA, 2001 nt
Organism: Daktulosphaira vitifoliae (grape phylloxera)
Lineage: Eukaryota; Metazoa; Arthropoda; Insecta; Hemiptera; Phylloxeridae
Gene: capt
Product: adenylyl cyclase-associated protein 1
Exons: 6
Coding region: 244-1497 (417 amino acids)
Biological process (GO): cytoskeleton organization; regulation of adenylate cyclase activity; cell morphogenesis
Cellular component (GO): cytoplasm
Molecular function (GO): adenylate cyclase binding; actin binding
Source: RefSeq, a predicted model, not a curated record